AACAUGGCCGUCGACGUUGUCAUACACUUACUGACUUAGUCACUUAGUCUUAGCAGAUGAUCUAGAUCUAGAAUCUAGAUUGAAUAUGAUUUAUGGUUAUGUAGAUAGGCCUGUACAUCUAGAUCUAGGCCUAUAAUCUAGAUAUAACUUAAAAUCUGAUACAUUUUACAACAAAGAAGAAAAGUAUUUAUAAAGUAUGGCACGCAGUGUAGCCUGGAGAAGAACAGUGAGUGAUGCUUGUUGUUGGCAUCAGACUCAAGCUUUAGAGUCAACUCUUUACAUUUUACGACAGACUGGACCAACAGGAUUUCUGCUAAAAGAAGAAGGGGAGACUAAAAAUGUCAAGGUAUUUCUUGGAGAUCCACAUUCUUGUACAUGCUCAGUUUUUAGGAAAGAGAAGGAUCUUUGCAAACAUAUUUGUUGGCUACUUCUUCGUAAAUUCCGCUUGUCAGCCAAUGAUCCUUUGUCAUGGCAGCUUGGUCUUGUUGAAAGAGAAUUAAAUGAAGUUCUUCAAGGGCGUAACACAGCAGCUCGACAGGUAGAAACAAAACAAAAACCAAAUGAUCACAAAGACGUUCAGACAUCUGAUGGAAGAGCCAUUGUUGAACAAAGAGACAUUGCUCCAGAAGAUGUAUGUCCCAUUUGUCAAGAAGAACUUUUAGUCAAGAAACAUCCAGUUACAUUUUGCAAAUUUGGGUGUGGAAACAGCAUCCAUAUAAAAUGUAUGCAAGUGUGGGCUGAGCAUCAGCAGAAAUCCUCUCAAGAUGGAGUCAUCAAAUGUCCAAUGUGUAGAGAAGACUUUGGACCUCUAGAUUUAUUGAAAACAGAAAUGAGAAAUGCAGGCUGCAGUAAACCACCAGCUCCAGGUCUUCGUUUGGACAGACAUGUUGGAAUAGCUUGUGGUCACUGUAACAUGGCCCCUAUAGAAGGAAAGUGUUACAGAUGCUCAGUUUGUCCCACUUACUAUAUGUGCCAGAGAUGUUUUAAUUUACCAGUUCAUACAAACCAUGCAUUUCAAUUUAGACAAAAAUGUAAUCAAAAAUGGAAGUCAGCACUAAGAACUUUGGGUAGCAGUCUUCCACCUGCAAUAGUAAAUGAUUUAGUUCACAGGGAGAUAACUGAAAAUGAUUAUGACAUGCUUCUACAGCUAGAGAGAAACAGUGAAAAUACAGAACUGAGCAAUUUAACUGAAGAGACUAUACAAGCACUGCCUCUUGAAAAAGUAAGAGAAGGUGGCCCUCUCCUGGCUUUAGGUUCACAGUGUCGUGUUUGUCUUCGAGGUUUUUCCUUAGGGCAGUUAGUUCGCAGACUUCCAUGUAAACACAAGUUUCAUAAAGAUUGUAUAGAUUCUUGGUUACUUCACUCGCACCCUACUUGCCCCAUUGAUGGUCUGUCAGCUGCACCCAUUGUUAAUACUGAAAGAUUAAAACCUAGAGUGAAAAAUUUAAAGAACGACAUUCACAUCUCAGAAAAUAAUUCUGAAGACAUGCAUGGUGUACUUUCCACUAACCAAACUGGACUAGUUCUAACAGCAUUUGGUAUUCCACUAGCUGCAUCCAGAGUUUCUGAAACCUCUGCUAACAGUAGAUUGAAGGUUCAAAGAAAUAAUGCUACGAAGUAUCAACUCACUCCUUCACUUAAUUCCAAUGUACAGCUCCAGCUUUUAGGCCAACAAUUUACAUCUCCUAGCAGUUUAGUUGGCCACAACAGAAACAGUUUAUUGAGGGAGACAUCUACUUCCAAUCAACAGAGAGUGACUGCCAAACACAAAACUAAUUCUGAAGGUCUUAGAGAACAAGUUGGUUAUUUUAAUUCAGAAAUCAACUUAAAUGAACAGCUAACAGGACAACAUUUAAUUAACCUUCUCCAGAAUCAUUCAGCAGGAAGUACUUAUAGAGUCUCAGAGCUUCGUAGACUUUCUGCUAGCUCUAUGGCAUCAGUUGAAUCAGAUACUAGAGAAGGCCGUGGUCAGUUGAGGUCACUGAAGAGACGACCUCGAAGUAUUGAACGACAAGGACCUUCCAUUCGGGAUGUCAGGCGGGUACAAGGUGAACUUUACUUGGGUAACAAUCCGCUCCUGCAGCCCCCCAUCACUGAGAACCUAGCUGUUCGCAAACCUCCUCUGCCUGACAAAACCAGGAGCCGCCUAUUCAAACCAACUCUAUGGAAGCGCCUCCCACCUCUGAACACAAGCCUGGCCCACGCUCAAGCAGACAUGAAACUAGAAGGUAGCGCCUUGGACAAUUCUUCAGUUGAACUCUCAGACAUACAUGAGGAUUAAACGAAUGUCAGCUAGAUCUAUUAUGCUUAACGUCAGAUAGCUAGAUCUAUUAUGCUUAACAUCAGAUAGCUAGAUCUAUUAUGCUUAACGUCAGAUAGAUAUUAUGCUUGCAGUGAAUCUUAAUGUAGAAAUAGCUCGGAGGUAUAAUAUUUAUUAUGUCAAGCUUGCAAUGUUCUUUUGUUUUUUUAACAAUAGAAACCUUUUCUUUUCAUUAGAAGCUAUUGCUGACAUGGCAUAAAUAAUGAGGUUAUAUUGUUUCACCAAGUUAUGAAAUGCUAAAGUCAAACAUUUUAGUUCUGUCAAGGUCAGUGGAAUCUUAUUCUCGUCCAAAUGUAAUUCUUCAUACGUGAAGUCUGUUAUUUCAAUUAGAACCCUAACAAACGACAUCUCUUUGUUGUUGUUUUUUCUUUAAUUUGUCUAGUGUGUGUGUGUGUGUAGGAGAAUAUGUAUUGGUGUGUAUAUGUGCGGUAAUUAUUUAGUAUCCAUGUUUAUUUUCAUGUAAAUUUCAUUUUUAUUAUGCCAUUAAAAUGUUUCGCAUCUCA
Biomphalaria glabrata is the source of this 2823-nucleotide messenger RNA. RefSeq names its product E3 ubiquitin-protein ligase Zswim2-like. Lineage: Eukaryota; Metazoa; Mollusca; Gastropoda; Planorbidae. The record is from RefSeq and is a predicted model, not a curated record. The coding region runs from base 197 to 2281 and encodes 694 amino acids. Gene Ontology annotation, molecular function: ubiquitin protein ligase activity; zinc ion binding. The transcript is spliced from 14 exons.